AUGAAACCGACGAAAAAUCUCAUCGCGACCCGAUCAACCGCCUUCCGAGGCAUUCCAUCGACGCUACGACCCUUUCUUGUCUCUCGCUUCUAUGCGACUCAGCAAGGCCUAGGAGCAACGCCGCAGGGCCCUAAGCGACGAGCAGUGACGCCAUUUAAUGACAAUGGACAUGUACCGUGGACAAAGCUUUCGGUAGGAGAGAAGGCAGCUCGAGCGACACAACAGAGCUUCAACUUUGGCAUGAUCCUCGUUGGUCUUGUUCUGACUAGUGGUGUGGGAUACUUUCUGUGGACCGAUGUCUUCUCCCCCGAUAGCAAGAUCUCCAACUUCAAUCGCGCAGUCGACAAGAUCAGAAGCGACCAACGUAUACUCGAAAUCAUGGGUGAUGCCAAGAAGAUCACAGCGCAUGGAGAAGAGACACUCAAUAAGUGGAGGCGGGCACGCCCUGUUGCUUCCUCGGAAACAACAGAUGCUCGUGGAGACCAGCAUAUCAUGAUGCACUUCCAUGUUGACGGACCCAAGAAUAGCGGCAUUGCCCGGCUACACAUGGUUAAAUACCGAGGACGCAGUGACUACGUAUACAAGUAUCUUUUUGUAGAUAUCCCGGGUCACGAGAGAAUCUAUCUUGAGCAUGAAGAUUCGUCCUCGUCCAAAGACGGCAAAAAGUUCAGUCUAUUCGGGGUGAAAUGGAGCUGA
This is a messenger RNA of Fusarium sp. VM40, 696 nucleotides long. NCBI's taxonomy places the organism in Eukaryota, Fungi, Ascomycota, Sordariomycetes, Hypocreales, Nectriaceae. The record is from the annotation of a GenBank genome assembly.